Molecule: messenger RNA, 1862 nt
Organism: Sipha flava (yellow sugarcane aphid)
Lineage: Eukaryota; Metazoa; Arthropoda; Insecta; Hemiptera; Aphididae
Gene: Nup50
Product: nuclear pore complex protein Nup50
Exons: 3
Coding region: 276-1811 (511 amino acids)
Biological process (GO): protein import into nucleus
Cellular component (GO): nuclear pore
Source: RefSeq, a predicted model, not a curated record
UUCGAUUUUAUAAAUAUGAGCAUGGGAGUUGUGAUUUUGUUGUUUGGUUCGUUUAGGGUAUUGCACUAUUGGGUUAAUGCUGUCUUCCUGAUGAAUUGUGUACAACUUUGAAGUAUUACUUAAUCUCCCAAAAUUUAACCGUUAUUCCGUAUUGAAUACCUAUUCCAAUUUAUAAAUGAUAUAUUGCUGCUUGAGUUACUAUAAUACGAACUGGACACAUUAAUCGGUAUUCCAAUUGUGUUACAAAAAAGUUUAAAAGUAUUGGAAUAUUCAUCAUGAGUAAGCGGAGGGCUGGUUCUGAAUUGACCAGAGAUAAUUGGGAUGAAGAAGAAGAAAAAGUUGAAACUGGUGUAUUCAAAGUAGCAGAUGAGACUGUGUUAAAGAAUAGAGUUAUGAAAAAAGCUAAAAGGACAAUACAAAGAGAUGAAUCUGAAAUAAAACCAAUAUUCUCUGGAUUUUCUGGAUUUAACAAUAUCAAUAGCAAUUCAAAUUCAAAACAAGCAUUUUCUUUUCUAUCAAAAUGCAAUGAAAUACCUAGUGAAAGUGGAAACCAUCCAUCAGCAUCCACAAUAAAUUCAAUGUCAGUAUCAAGCAGUUUACAAUUUUCAGAUAAUAAUUAUUCCAAAAGUUCAGCUCCAAAUAUUAUUAAUCCUGUUAAAGUGAUGAAACUUAAUGAAGCAUUUGUUAAAUUUGUUACUAAUGCAGUACAACAAAAUCCAUACUGUGUGUUAACUCCAACAUUAAAAGAUUAUGAAAAACAAAUAAGCAAAUUUGUUAAUCUAUUUGGCUGCAAGACAAACACUUCCGAUUCUUCAAUGGCUACAACUAAAAAUUCUCCUCAAAUAUCAUCAUUUGAAAAUACUGAAAAACGUGUUAAGGAUUCUGAUGAAGUAAAGAAUAAUUCUGUUAAUGUUCAAAAAACUCCUACUAGUUUUACAAAUCCAAUUAGUAAUACUUCUAACAAUGGACUAUUAUUUAAUUUUGGUAACAAAAGUCCAGUUACUGAUGCCAAUGAAUCAAAAAAAAGUGAUGUGAAACUUGAUAAUACCAAUGAAAAACUUAAGGAAGAGAGUCUAGAACCUAAAACCCAAAAUGUUUUAUCAGAACCAAUAAAAACCCCUACAACUGCUGGUGAAUUUAAAUUGAGCAAUUUUAAAUUUAAUCAUGAACAGUCAUUUUCAUCUACGCUCAAUAACAAGUCUUCUGAUUUUGUAUUUGGUGAUAAAAAAACUUCACCUUUAAGUAAAACGCCUGAAAUGAAAUUCAGUACACCUUCAUUUAAUUUUGGUACUAAUGCAACAUUUUCAUUUAAACCUACGGAGCAACAAAAUGAUAACAAGCCUUUUUUUUCUUUUGGUUCAAAUCCAUCUAAUACAAAUUCUGUACCUGAUUCAAGUAAAAAUACUGAAAUUCAAAAGCCAAAAGAUGAAGAAGAAGAUGAAGAUCAACCACCUAUUGUGAAUUUCACACCUGUUAAGGAAAACGAUGCAAUUUUUGAGACUAAAAGUAAACUAUAUUGCUUGCAAAAUGGUAAAUACGAAGAACGUGGAGUGGGCCAGUUGUAUUUGAAACCUAUUGAUGAUAAAAAAAUUCAAUUGAUCAUGAGAAAUGAUAGUGCCUUGGGUACUAUUAUGGCUAAUACAUUACUUAAUGAAUCAGUUAAUUUUACUAAGCGUAAUGCAAAAAAUGUUCAACUGAUUUGUGUUCUUGAUGCUACCAAAAGUACUAAACCACAAACUGUUCUAUUCAAAUUUAAAGAUUCACAAAUUGCUGAUGCAUUCGAAAAUGAACUUUUAAAAUUAAAAAAGUAAACAAAGUGAACCCUUGAAAUCAAUGAAUUUUCCAUAAUUUAUAACUAAUUU